AUGAUUGCAGAUCUUGGACUUUCCAAACUAGGUCGUGCAGAUAAAGAUGCCACAUAUAUAAUUACUACUGCGUCAGUCACACUAGGUUAUUGUGAUCCAGAAUAUUAUUUUACUGGAAUCCUGACCAAAGGAUCCGAUGUUUAUUCAUUUGGUGUGGUAAUGUUUGAAGUCUUGUGUGGGAGGUUGGGCUUUAUAAAAGUAGACAAUGAACAUCGAUUACUUGCUCGAUUGGCCCAACGCUACUACGAAGCAGGAAGGUUAAACGAGAUUAUUGAUCCCUAUUUGAAAAUUGAAGUGGACUCUGAUUUCUUGAAGAAGUUUUCAGAAAUUGCAUAUCCAUGUUUGCUUAGUGAACGGGACCGACGACCCUCAAUGAGUCUCCUUGUUCAAAAACUUGAGGAACUGAUGGCAAGCUCAAAGUUUCCAAUCUUCAUGUCUUCCUCUUCCAAUUCCAAGAUAACAGCCUUUAUUAAAGAGUCAAAGCACUUCUUCAUACCUUUCCAAGUUAUUGAAAAUGCCACCAAAAAUUUUACAACAAUCCUCGGCAAUGGUGGAUAUGGCAUUGUUUACAAAGGAGAACUAUUACUUUCCGGUGAGCUUACCUCUGUGGCUGUAAAACGACUAGAUAGUAAGAUUUCUGGUCAAGGAUUUAAGCAGUUUUUAACAGAGAUUCAAUUGCUAUCUCGUUAUAAACAUCCAAACCUUGUCUCCCUUCUUGGUUUCUGUGAUGAAGCUGGUGAAAAGAUCCUUAUUUAUGAGUAUGCAGAGCAUAGAAGCCUUGACAAACACCUAACUGUGUCUAAAAUAACUCAUCCACUCACAUGGGAGCGAAGAAUCAGCAUAUGCCGUGACACAGCUCGUGGCUUAGAUUAUCUUCAUAACGGUAUUCCAACAAACCAUCAAGUGAUCCACAGAGAUAUUAAGAGUGCAAAUAUUCUGAUAGGUCAUGAGUGGAAAGUUAUGAUUGCUGAUCUUGGACUUUCCAAAAUAGGACAUGCAAAUGAAGAUGACUAUUAUUAA
This is a messenger RNA of Erigeron canadensis, 1020 nucleotides long. RefSeq names its product receptor-like protein kinase FERONIA. NCBI's taxonomy places the organism in Eukaryota, Viridiplantae, Streptophyta, Magnoliopsida, Asterales, Asteraceae. The record is from RefSeq and is a predicted model, not a curated record. The transcript is spliced from 2 exons. The coding region runs from base 1 to 1020 and encodes 339 amino acids. Gene Ontology annotation, biological process: protein autophosphorylation. Gene Ontology annotation, molecular function: ATP binding; transmembrane receptor protein tyrosine kinase activity. Gene Ontology annotation, cellular component: plasma membrane; plasmodesma.